AGGGACAAAAUUCGCGUCCACUUCCGACCUGAAAUCCGGGCUACGCGCGCUGCUGUCCGCGAGAAGAUGAGCCGCGCGAAUAAUUACCGCGAAAAGCCUUUCGCCUUUGUCGGGAAAUAACCGUCGCUUAAUCGGCAGCCAAUCGGGCUGGGGGAGUGUUCGCGUCCCGGACCAAUGAACGACGCGCCGUUAUCAACUCAGCCGGACUCAAUAUAACUGAUGCCGGAGUCCUGGCGGUCGCGCAGAGGGUCCGAAAACGAACCUGAGCGGACUCUUUCUGCAUUUUCCCCGGUUGUGACUUAUGCCACGCUGCCCUCCUUCGUUGAUUCGCCUGAGAGGACGCCUUUUGACGGUGGUGUAAGCGCGAGCAGCGAACCGUCGGAAGCCGGACGCGAUCGUAACGUUCUGUAACUGGCGCGACGCCGUAUCAGUCGGUCGGCUGAUCGUUGAACUAUUCGGCUGUGUCGAGGAGUGACGGCGUUUAUCCGGCAGCCCGAGGUUCACCGAGGUCCGGCGAGAGGUUCAUCGACGACACUCACCCCGGGGUCGACCUGUGUGACCCCUACCAGGAACCACCAUGCAAGCUGGACCAGUGAUCGUUCUUUUGGCCGCGAUCGCCUUGACCGAUGCUGCCACGAUCCGACAUGCCAGCGUCAAGGCCACGGACUGCGAUAGUCCGAUCUACUGUACCGGGGAAUUGCUGAAAACCAUACAGCUCUUCUGCUGUCCGGAAAUCUUUCCAGACAGCAAGACGUUCGUCGACCUUCAUCAAUUAAACGAACCUGAAGUGACUCUUGCCAACUUCCACGACUUGAUGAGAGCAACAAAUAACAAGCCGAACCGAACGCAGUUGCUCGAGUACAUACAUACAAAUUUCGAGUCGGCGAACGAGCUAUUAAACUGGACGCUUCCGGAUUGGAAAGAGCACCCGUCGAUCCUCAGACGGAUCCAGGAUCCGAAGUAUCGCGAAUGGGCGAAGGAUCUCAACAAUAUUUGGAAGGGACUGGCCAGGAAGAUGAACUACUCCGUGGCAAAGCAUCCAGAAAAACACAGCUUGAUCUACGUGGAAAACGGUUUCAUCAUACCUGGUGGACGUUUCGCAGAGUUUUACUACUGGGACAGUUACUGGGUGAUCGAAGGCCUGCUAUUAUCCGACAUGUUUCAAACUGCCAAGGGAAUGAUAGACAAUUUCUUGUCCAUGGUGGAGAAAUAUGGAUUCAUACCAAACGGUGGCCGAAUUUAUUACCUUAUGAGAAGCCAACCACCCUUAUUGCAUCUUAUGGUCUCAAAGUACUUGGAUUACACGGGCGACUACGCUUACCUCCGCAGCAUAAUGCCGAUGCUGGAAAAGGAGUUUGCCUUCUGGCAGGCCAACAAGAUGAUUGACGUGUAUAAAAACGAGAAGAAGUACAAGAUGGCACAUUAUGUUGUAGACAGCGCGAGACCUCGACCUGAAAGCUUCAGGGAGGACUACCAAUUAGCGCAACAACUGCCCGAGGAAUCACGAGAUUUCUUUUACAACAAUAUAAAAGCUGGCGCCGAAAGCGGUUGGGACUUCUCCAACAGGUGGUUCAUAGGAAGGAACGCGAGCGAAACGCCCGGUUUGCUGAAUAUCUCCACGCAAGAUGUGAUACCUGUCGACCUUAAUGCGAUACUGCAGCAAAACGCGCGGCUACUCAGCGAAUUUCACAAGAUCCUGGGAAACAUUGCGAAAUCCAAGGAUUUCGCGAAGGUAGCGGCACAACUUCAGCAAGGAAUCGAUAAUGUCCUGUGGAACAAAGAAGAGGGUAUAUGGCUAGACUACGACGUGAAGAAUAGUCGACCUAGAAAUACAUUUUACCCGUCGAACUUGGCCCCGCUUUAUACGAGAAGCUACAAUCGACAUAAGCGCGAGGAGAUUGCGUCGUUAGCUGUGAAAUACCUGAGAUUGCAAAACAUUGACAGCUUCUUUGGUGGUACACCAACGUCCCUAGUUCAAACGGGAGAGCAAUGGGAUUUCCCGAACGCAUGGCCACCAUUACAAUCGUUUAUAGUAAUGGGUCUUUAUUGGACCGAUGUGAAGGAAGCAAUGGAUUUCGCCAGUGAAUUAGCAUCUAGAUGGCUCAGUUCUAAUUACGCUGGUUACAUGGACACGGGAAAAAUGUUUGAAAAGUACGACUCGAUAAGACCGGGCAAAGGUGGCGGCGGCGGCGAGUACGAUGUUCAAACGGGUUUCGGCUGGACAAACGGAGUGGUCCUCGAGUUCCUUAACACUUUUGCAUCCAUCAAAGCGAAGGCGGUAUCGAACGGUGGUGAACCAAACGUGGUCGUCGGACAAUAGCAGGUUUCAUUGGUGACAAUACAGCGCAUAUUUUCCAACGAAUCUAGUCUACACGGAAAAACAGGGCAGCGCGUUUUAUAAAACCCACCGUACGUUCGAUGCGAGUCAAAUCGUAUUUUUUUUUUUUUAGUCAAACUUAACAAUGUAUACGUCGUUUGUGAAAUACGAAAACAAAGUAUAAUUGCGUGUAACUCGUCAGUAUUCUAAUUUAAUGCUAGUUAUUAACGAUAAGUUAGUGCGAUUAGAAGACUAGCAUGGGUUUUCUAUCGUUUCGUGUGGAGAAUGACGCUGGCGACAAAACUCCGACGUUUUACUGUAAGUUACGAAUACUUAAUUUAACGUGCAUUCCCAAAAUAACGUAACUACCGAAAAUCGUGGACUGGCGUUGUGCAAGGAAUUUAGGAAGACAAUGUUUAAACAAAAUGAGUAUAUUUUUAAUACACUGUUGAAACGUAUUGUUAAAUGACACCCGACAACGAAACUGCGUGUGUGUGACAAUAAAGAAACAUGUAUUUUAGCAUAAAUAAACAUGUGUGUAAAUUUUAA
Messenger RNA from Hylaeus volcanicus, 2866 nucleotides. Its product is annotated as trehalase-like. The record is from RefSeq and is a predicted model, not a curated record. Gene Ontology annotation, biological process: trehalose catabolic process. Bases 578 to 2320 code for a protein of 580 amino acids. Lineage: Eukaryota; Metazoa; Arthropoda; Insecta; Hymenoptera; Colletidae. Gene Ontology annotation, molecular function: alpha,alpha-trehalase activity. The transcript is spliced from 10 exons.